AUGGUGAACGCUCAUGCGGCUGCACCUGAUCUGGUAGAGCUGGUAAACCAGACUGUCAUGGCCCGUGCGGUGGCAUACUGGGCAUCGGUGCUUCAAGUUCGCCAGGCUCAGAGCCCUCUGAAGAUGGACCGAAUCGGCACUGGUUGCUUCAAGUAUGCUUUCGAUACGGACUGGCGAUGCAGUGGCAUGCAAAGUCCGACCUGUGGCACGCUGACCAUCCCCGACAAGUACCUUCGGGCUAAGCGUACAUGCCAGGAAGUCUGCGGCCCCCGCUGCUCGGGGAGCUGCGUGCAAGGAAAUAGCUGCGUCUGCAAUACGACUGAAUGGCUACUCCAACAAGACAAUUACUGCUGCUUCUUAACGCCGCAGUCUGGAUGCCCCAGCGACUGCUCACUGGCAACUGCCACACAGGUGGGCAGUGGUUUUGGUGGUGCCUUCGUAUGUGAAGGCACUUGUCUGGAUGCACCGGAAGGGGAAGGUGCCGUAGGAGAAGAUCUCCAUGUAUUUGUGAAGAUUGAGGACUCUGUGGAGUGUCAAAAUUCCAACACGCUACUGGCAUAUGCGAUUUCUUGUGGUGUGGACCAAUGUGACCGUCCUAUUUUUGGAACCAUCAAUUUCUGUCCAUCUCAGCUGUCCACAUCGCCGGAUGCUCUGAACGGAAUCAUUUCGACGGCUGUGCAUGAGCUCGCGCAUGUUCUUGUUUUCAGCAAUGAGCACUUUCGCAAUUUCCGCAAUAUCGAUGGCACCCCACUGGUUCGAAGAGACUCCACUGACCCACGCCUGUACGAGAACGAGGUUCGGUACACCUGCAGCGCGUCUGGGUCCUCUUGGAAUAACACCAACGGCAACAGGAGGUACGUGGACCUCAGCCCUGGCAUCCUCGACGCCUUCGAUGAGCGUGGCUACAACUGCCAGUGCCCCAUUGGCACGGAGACCCUCAACCAAGGAUGCUUCUACCCAGCUGGCCCACCUUACCUGCAAUUGCCGAGCUGCGUGGUGCGUCUAAAGACACCAACAGUGCUCCGCGAGGUCAGGGACUUCUUUGACUGCCCAACUCUGCCUGGUGCAGAGUUGGAGAAUCAAGAAGGUAAUGGGUGCAGCAUCAUCAACAGCCAUUGGGAGCAAAGGGUCUUCGCCUCGGAGCUCAUGGCACCAGCGUCCUCGGAGCAUCUGAUUGACACCUAUGUCUCGCGUGUGAGUCUGGCCGUCUUUCAAGACUCCGGCUGGUACAAUGCCAACCUCUCUGCAGCUGACCCUCUUGUUCCUGGAGUUCACUGGGGAUACAAGCAAGGCUGCAACUUUGCUACAGCAAAAUGCGUCGAUGGUGGGACGCCAGUUUCGCGCCAUUUCUGCAGCAGUCAGAAUCAGGUGUCAUGUUCAUUGGACAGAACAUCAGUCCUUGGAUGUGAUAUUCAACAAUUGGAUGCAGUGCCGCCCGUGUACCAGUACACGCCUGACAAUGGCAUUGGAGUCUCAGCUGCGUAUGACUACUGCCCUCAUUACACAGUUCGCUAUACGAACCGCAUUUGCACCAACUCCAAUUCUGUCACCGUACCUUACUCCAACGUCAACUUCAUGAAGGAAGUCUUCUCGGCAGAGAGCCGCUGCUUUCUUAGCACACUGCACCAGGACGUUCCUCAAGAUGGAGGAGGGGUCUUUCUGGCACGCGCGGAAGACUUCGUUGAUGACAGGCCAGUGUGCUACAAGGUCGUCUGUACCAGCGACGGGCGGAGCUAUCAACUUCAGGUUGCAGAAGGGACAGGCCUUGUGCCUGUUGGCGUCUGCAGCAGCGAAAAUCAGAAGUUGACUUUGGCAGGCGCAGGAGGCACCAUCACCUGUGCAGCGCCAGCCGAGGUGUGCUCAGAUCUUUCCUCGCUGCACGUUCUGGGAGACCAGUGGCAAAGCCCCUCAGAAGGACCCACUACGACAUUCACCGCUACCAGCACUGCUACGAGCAUGACAGCAACCUCCACAACGCUUUCCACUCGUUCAGGUGUUACCUUGACAACCUUGACAGCCACCGGCACUUCCACACUAACUGUGUCAUUGAGCACAACAAGUCGCGCAACAUUGACGCAGACCUCCACGCAGGACUGGGAACCAGAACAAGCAAUUAACAUGGCUGGACGCCCUGCUGCCAGCAUGAUUGCAGUCGUUCUAAUCACAUCAAUCCGGACCUACAUGUAG
This is a messenger RNA of Symbiodinium pilosum, 2187 nucleotides long. NCBI's taxonomy places the organism in Eukaryota, Dinophyceae, Suessiales, Symbiodiniaceae. The record is from the annotation of a GenBank genome assembly.